AUGGCAUACUACAUAGGCAGGCUCGAUGCAUUCGAUAGCUCCACGGAGGACUGGAACACUUAUGUCGAACGACUUGAACAAUUUUUUGUUGCCAACGAAGUGGAGGCGGAUAAAUAUGUUCCUGUCCUGCUAAGUGUGAUGGGUGGGAAAGCGUACAGCCUUCUCCGCAACUUAACAGCCCCAGAGAAACCUGCCGACAAGAAGUAUAUUCGACAUUGCGACAUUGUGGAGGGUAUAAAGGGGAAAAUCCCACUCAAAGAUGGAGCUCAGGCAACAUUUCAUAAGGCACGCCCUGUCCCCUAUGCCAUACGGCCUGUAGUAGGGAAGGAACUUGACCGGCUAGAAGCUGAUGGAAUACUUUCCAGAGUCGACUGGAGUCCCUGGGCAACCCCAGUGGUUCCAGUCGUUAAGAAAAAUGGCACGGUCAGGCUUUGUGGCGACUUUAAAGUCACAAUUAACCCAGCGCUCCAGGUUGAGCAAUACCAACUACCGAGGAUUAAGGAUAUUUUCGCUUUUUUGAUUUUUGGGCAGCGUUUUUCAAAGGUGGACUUAGCAGAAGCAUACCUCCAGAUGGAAAUGGAGGAGGACUCAAAGAAAUUUUUGACCAUCAAUACCAUCAAGGUUUUGUACCGCUACAAUAGACUUGUGUUCGGAGUGGCCUCAGCACCAGCAAUAUGGCAACGGGCCAUGGACCAGGUGUUACAAGGAGUACCAGGCACACAAUGCUACCUCGAUGACAUCAUUGUCACGGGGGCCACUGAUACUGAGCACCUAGAGAACCUGAGACAGGUCCUGAAGAGGCUGGAAGACUAUGGACUCCGGGCACGGAGAGACAAAUGUGAAUUCCUCAAGUCCAGCGUCACGUAUUGUGGACACACCAUUGAUGCGAAUGGGCUACAUAAGUGUCAAGAGAAGGUCCAGGCAGUGUUAAAGGCCCCUCGACCUCAAGAUGUUUCGCAGUUGAGAUCCUUUCUGGGGUUUGUGAACUAUUAUCACAGAUUCUUGCCCAGACUGGGGACCACGCGAACGCAGACGGACUGUCACGUUUGCCUCUGGACAAUAUCAAAAACAAACAGGAUGACUGCUACGCAUUAGAUAUGUUCACCCUCGGCCAAAUUGAAAGCCCACCUGUCACAGCAGAAAUGGUACAGGCUGAGACUAGACGUGACAAGGCAUUGUCUCAGGUUUACACAGCCACACAAGCUGGCUGGACAGCAGCCCACAAAACCACCUUAGCUCCUUUCUAUCAGUGUAGAAGUGAACUUACCUUGAAUGCUGGCUGU
Alosa sapidissima (American shad) is the source of this 1283-nucleotide messenger RNA. RefSeq lists its product as uncharacterized. The record is from RefSeq and is a predicted model, not a curated record. Lineage: Eukaryota; Metazoa; Chordata; Actinopteri; Clupeiformes; Clupeidae.